Messenger RNA from Heterobilharzia americana, 1080 nucleotides. NCBI's taxonomy places the organism in Eukaryota, Metazoa, Platyhelminthes, Trematoda, Strigeidida, Schistosomatidae. The record is from the annotation of a GenBank genome assembly.
AUGCCAUUCAAAAAGGGUUACGUUAACAACUGGGAAGUUCAAAGUCAGAUUUUAGAUACAGCUCUUAAAAGCACGCUUAAAACGAACUCGCAAAAUUUCUCCCUAUCCGAUCAUAAUCUAAUUGUUACGGAACCAUAUUUCAAUUUUUCAUCAACUAAAGAAGCUAUGAAUGAAAUAUUUUUCGAAGAUUAUCAAGUUGCCGGGUUAAUUCGUACUAACCCUGCCUUUUUAAGUGCCUACAAGUAUCGAAGUGAAUCAGCUCAACGUCUUUCUAGAUAUUGUGUAAUUAUCGACUCUGGAUAUUCGUUUACACAUAUCGUACCAAUGGCUGAUGGAUUUGCUAUGAAAGAUUUUGUGAUACGGUUGACAGUAGGUGGUAAAAUACUUACAAAUCGUUUAAUUGAAGCUGUGUCCUAUCGACAUUUAGAUGUUCGAAGUGAAAUAUACAUUAUGAAUCAAUGCAAAGAAGAUGUAUGUUAUGUAUCUACUGAUUUUUGGCAGGAUAUGAAUGUCACUCGGUCGAAUCUAAAGUCAAACAGCAUAUUAAGAGAAUAUGUACUACCAAACUAUGUGGAUAUACAUCGGGGAUAUGUUCGUAAUCCUAACACUGAGGCUCCAGGAAACAGUGCUAAUGAUAAACCAGAUCAACGCACUUCUAAUCAGUCACAACAAGGAUAUAUUUUACGUUUAAAUAAUGAACGUUUCACUGUUCCCGAAUUACUUUUCUAUCCUUCUGACGUUGGCUAUCAAGAAAUGGGUCUUACUGAGGCUAUUCAGUAUUUGAUGUGUGAACGGUUACCAGCUGCAGUACGACCGGGAGCUUGGGCAAAUUUCAUGGUAAUGGGGGGUAAUACAUGCUUUCCAGGAUUUACUGAGAGAUUGCGUAAAGAUAUGCGUACUCAGGCACCUGAUGACCUUCCAGUCAAUGUAUUCAAACCACCUAAUCCUCAAACCUAUCCUUGGGAAGGUGGUGUCCUGCUGUGUCAGAAUCCAGAUUCAUUCAAUCACUUCUUGGUUACACGUAAAGAAUAUGAAGAGCAGGGAUCAAGUUGUUGCGAAAAGCGAUUCCCUACUACUUAG